This is a messenger RNA of Strongylus vulgaris, 324 nucleotides long. The record is from the annotation of a GenBank genome assembly. NCBI's taxonomy places the organism in Eukaryota, Metazoa, Nematoda, Chromadorea, Rhabditida, Strongylidae.
UUGUCUAGUGUGUGUCUUUCAACACAUUGUUGCAGAUACUACCAUAUAGUCCAUGGUUUUAUUGUGGAUACCUUUCUGAAAACUGUACGGUUCUUGGAAGCGAAGCGAAAAGCAAUCGAACAGUGGUGGGAAAAAGAUGGUCGCACUCAAUUUGGUGGUGUCGUUGAUACAGUCAAGGUUACGGCCGGAGUCAUUUACGAGAUAGCGAAGGACGUUAUUCAGUUAACCAUAGAUGCUUUGGGAGCAUUUUACCAUCGUGUCGAGGUGUUCGUUCACAAUUGGUCCCAUCAUGGUCUUGCCAAAGCAAUUGAGACCGGUUUCUAG